This is a messenger RNA of Arabidopsis lyrata subsp. lyrata, 1480 nucleotides long. RefSeq names its product zinc finger protein ZAT1. The transcript has a single exon. Bases 555 to 1331 code for a protein of 258 amino acids. The record is from RefSeq and is a predicted model, not a curated record. Gene Ontology annotation, biological process: regulation of DNA-templated transcription. NCBI's taxonomy places the organism in Eukaryota, Viridiplantae, Streptophyta, Magnoliopsida, Brassicales, Brassicaceae.
GAUUGAGACGGUAUUUCAAAGGGUGUGUGGUCAGUGGUAGUGUUGUUCGUCGUUACAACAAACAUAUAUCAAUAGUUUUGGUUUACAAAAAAAAAGUCAGCGGGAGGAAUUAAUAGAGAAAUAAAGGGGCUGAGAGUCGCAUGUUACAUGUUUGAUCAACCGCUCUUCACUUCACCAAUACUCCUCUUUUUUUUUUCUUUUUUUUGCUCAAUAAAUUAACAAAAACAUAACUGAUAAUUAUAUAGUAGUAUAUACUGAUAUUUUACAGGCUUAUUAUUUAUGUUUACACAACAGACAGAUAAGACUUUAUUUAGCCGUUUCUGAUAUUAAAAAAGAAAGUAAACUGCUUUCAUUGAUAUUCUUAAUUAUCCCAUUAAUUAUUUUCCUUAAAAAAAAACAUUUACUUGUUGUUGGGACUUGGUAUAUUAGCUCAAGUGUUGGUGGAAGAGUGCUUGUAACCUACUCCGACUUCUUCUUCUUCUUAUUUCACUGCCUUUAUUUCUCUCCUUUUUCUCUUUUCUUCUAUUUUUGGUCUGUUUUGGUAGAUUGAGGAAAUGGAAGAGAGGCAUAAGUGCAAGUUAUGUUGGAAGAGCUUCGCUAAUGGAAGGGCUUUGGGAGGUCACAUGAGGUCUCACAUGCUCCCGAGUCAGCCCGAGUCAGCUUCAUCUUCCAUGGCCGAUCCACUCCAGGACAGAGAGAGUGAAACCGAAUCGUCCAAGAAGCCCACCCGCAAACGAUCCAGACUUAACCGGAGAUCCAACGAAGAAGGGAAAAGUGAAACCGCAGGAGCAGCAGAGGUGAAGAUCGGGGUUCAAGAACUCAGUGAGUCGUGUACCGAGCAGGAACCGAUGAGCUCGGUGUGUGACGCUGCAACAGAGGAAGAAGACGUGGCCUUGAGUCUCAUGUUGCUGUCGAGAGACAAGUGGGAGAAGGAGGAGAGAGGGAAGAAUAAUAAGUGGUUCGAGUGCGAGACUUGCGAGAAAGUGUUUAAGUCGUAUCAGGCGUUAGGUGAACACAGAGCAAGCCACAGGAAGAGGAGAGCAGAAACAGAUCAAUUAGUCUCAGAUGAGUUGAAGAAGAAGAAGAAAAAGACUAGUCACCAUGAAUGUCCAAUCUGUUCCAAGGUCUUCUCAUCUGGUCAAGCUCUCGGAGGUCACAAAAGAUCUCACGCUUCGGCCAGCAAUGAUGAAUCCACGAUCAGAAGAUCAGGAAUAAUAAUCAGCUUGAUAGAUCUAAAUCUUCCAGCGCCAUCGGAGGAGGAAGACAUGGCCUCGUCACGCUUGAUCAGAUUAUUGGUCAGUAAUUACCACCUUUUAUGCCAAGUAAUGUAGUAAAAUUGAAGACAAUUUUGAUGUAGAGUCGUAGAGAUGUGGUCAAAGAACACAAGUGAGUUAGGUAGUAGUAAUGAGGGAAAUCAUGUGAUAGUCGGUUUUGUGUGGGAAAAUGGUAAAGCAUGAAAGCCUGAGUGGUUUGUUGUUAA